CUCGUGGAAGCAGUGUUUUACAAUUGUUACUACAGUUUAUUUUUACAAAAAUAGUAACCGCCAUACAGAAUGUAUAGAAAGAUAUUCCUAACACUUCUUGAAAUAAACGUAAUUACAACUUUAACCUUGGGGACCUCUGCCCGUAGCAUAAUACAUUUGUACACAGCAGCGCAAUAUGUUUCAAAUAACCAAUUACAAAGAGACAAAGUAACAGCUUUAAUUGACGAAUUUAGCGAUUAUUUACAAAAUAUUUCUGGAACAUGCAUGGACAUAGGUUGUGGACCUGGAGAUAUAACAAAUGACAUUAUUUUACCGAUUGUUGGGCGGGAUGCAAUAGUAAUUGGUACAGAUAUUUCUAAAAACAUGAUUGAAUAUGCUAGAAGAACAUACACUAUAAAGGAACGACUCGAAUUUGAAGUAUUAGAUAUACAAACUAAAGCGCUGCCUACAAAAUAUGUUUCCAAAUUUGAUUUCAUAUUUUCAUUCCAUACUUUGCAUUGGUGCAUUGAUAUUAGACAAGCAUUUGAAAAUAUUUAUCGCAUGCUUCGACCUAACGGAAAUAUGCUUAUACUUUUUGUAUCAUCUCAUGAGAUAUUUGAUAUACUUGAAAACUUGGCAGAAGAUGUCCGUUUUGCACCAUACAUAAACGAUGUGAGCAAGUACACUUUUCCGUUUCAAAAGUCAAUCAAUCCUCGUAAGGAACUAAAAGGAUUACUUCAAGAACUCGGAUUCACAGUUAAUCAUUGCAGUCAUCGAGAUACGUACUAUACCGAUGAAACUCCGAAACGAUUUUUAUCUUCUAUUUUGGCUUUUCUUGAUUUCAUUGAUGACAUGCCAUGUAACCUGCAAGAGGAAUUCAAAAACGAAUUUGAACGUAUACACACGGAGACACAAAUAAACUAUAAACGAAAGAAAGAUAAUAAAACAGUUACAUUAAUUAUGUACAAAGUAUUAAUAAGCUUCGCUAAAAAAUAUGUGCCAUAAUUUUUACAUAUUUUAUACCUUUUAUUAUACGUUAUAUAUUUAAUUAAACGACAAUAUU
Molecule: messenger RNA, 1042 nt
Organism: Vollenhovia emeryi
Lineage: Eukaryota; Metazoa; Arthropoda; Insecta; Hymenoptera; Formicidae
Product: NADH dehydrogenase [ubiquinone] 1 alpha subcomplex assembly factor 5-like
Exons: 6
Coding region: 70-984 (304 amino acids)
Molecular function (GO): S-adenosylmethionine-dependent methyltransferase activity
Source: RefSeq, a predicted model, not a curated record